This is a messenger RNA of Branchiostoma belcheri (Belcher's lancelet), 2587 nucleotides long. Its product is annotated as GTPase IMAP family member 8-like. The transcript has 3 exons. The coding region runs from base 291 to 2579 and encodes 762 amino acids. Lineage: Eukaryota; Metazoa; Chordata; Leptocardii; Amphioxiformes; Branchiostomatidae. Gene Ontology annotation, molecular function: GTP binding. The record is from RefSeq and is a predicted model, not a curated record.
UCAACACUGUUGUAAAACAUGUCAAACAUGACUGGAAAGAGCUUGGUCAUCAUCUAGAAGUAAAAUAUUCAGAAAUAAGUGCAAUAGAGCAAAACAGACGAGGAGACCCAACUGAGGGAUGCCGGGAUGUCCUUGAAAAGUGGGUGGGAAUAAAGGGAAAGAGAGCAACUCUAGCCGCUCUGCAGCAAGCACUCAUCGAUUCCAAACAUAGGGAUGUUGCUGAACAGCUAACAGAUUCACAAUCACCACUGCCACCACCUCAUCACUCUUCAGAUACACAACCUCCACCCAUGCCCAUAAUAGUAGAACUAUAUUCCAAAGUCAUGCCAAAUGUUACGACUUCCGAGGACUUAGUCACGUAUUCAAUAGCUAGGGAAAUAUUAUCAAAAACAGAACGGAUGAAAUUGACAAAUGAAAUUAUAAAGCUUAUAUGUCAGGUGAAGGAUUCUGUAACUACUGCUACAGAGCUCCUAAACACUGCAACAGCAGUUGAACGCCUGCAGGAGCUUGGACCAAAAGUCUGUAAUGUAAUGCCUGGCAGUGUUAUCUUCCAUGUACGCUGUUAUGAUUUGAGUAGCUUGGCUAAGGUUUGGUUUGAGCACAGGAAUGGCAAGUUGGCCAUCACAUUACGGGAAUCCUUGCUUACUGAAGAGAUCUUACAGCUGAUAGGUGAGGACAUUGAGACAACAGUUGAGACAACCAUUCAUCCUGAUGACUUCAAGAGGUCUCUCAUGUAUCUGCUCAGGGGUAGACAUACUACUGCAAUAGCUGAGUAUCCAGUCUUCAUGGCAGGUAGACAGCCCAUGCUGCUGGCAUCUACAUCGUUGGAUGCACUUCACCUCAUCACAAACAGGCUACACUCUACCAAGGUGGCUAUGGAACAACUUGGUCCCAUCUGGCAAGUGGCAUGGCAGCUGGCAAGAGAAAGGCAAGACCUACAAAGAAAACUCAAGGACCAAGCUCUAAAGGCCAUGGAAACAAGAGGAGAUCAAAAGGAAAGGAAAGCCACAUCCCAAGAUCAGGGGUACACAGCACAUCAACCGGUGGAAACAACACAGAAGGACAUCAAGCAGUACGAAGCCAUUGCAACUUCCACUUCUACACAGCAACAAACUACAUUCUUACUAGUUGGCUGUAAAGGUAAUGGCAAGAGCCACACAGGCAACACCAUCCUGGGCCAGGAGGUCUUCAAAGUCACUCGAAGAGGAGGAACAGAAACGUCCAGCCUGUGCAGCAGCAGCCAUGAGGUUGAUGGAGUCAGUAGGAAGGUGACGGUAGUCGACACCCCUGGAGUCUCCCAGGAGAUGACAGAGUCUGAGUUUGAGGAGCUGGUUCGAGCUGUGAAGAUGGUUCCUGAGGGUUUUGAUGCCAUCUGUCUGGUCUGGGACUACAACAACUCUGACAGGAAUGAAGACAAGGAGGUCCAAGUGUUCCAGUCCCUCCACAGGCUGUUUGGUGAUGGACUGUCCGAGCAUAUUGUCAUCCUGGUCACACAUGCUCAGCAGGAAGAUAUCCCAGAGUUCAUCGAGAGUUUGACGGUCAACAUGAAGGCAAUCGCUGAGAAGGCAAACACUGUCAUUGCAAUAGAUAACAAACUUAAAGGUGAAUCGUCAUGUCAGCUGUUGCUUCAGCAUUGUCCUACCAUUGACACAAAGUACACUUCUUCAGACCUCUCUUCAGAGUGCCAAAUCCCCCCACAUGCUGACCUACACAUGGUGCUCAUUGGCAAAAGUGGAGUAGGGAAGAGCUCUACAGGGAACAGCAUCAUUGGUAAAGAAGUUUUCAAAGUCGCAACAGUGGCUGCAUCAGUCACAACAAAGUGUAACUUCCACAUAAGAGCAUUCAAGAAUGCUGACAGCAAACUAUCUGUACUGGACACACCGGGACUGUUUGCUACACACACUUCACCAAACAACGAAGAGAUACAGAAAAUGAUUGAGGAGCUCUGCAAAAUGCUAACUGUAUUCUAUGAUGGUAUACAUGCACUUAUCCUGGUAAUAAGUGGCAUGUCAAGGUUUACAGAGGAAGACAACAAUACACUCAAGAUUGUUCAGCAGAUUUUUGGAGAAAGGUUCCUCGACCACACCAUAGUCCUGAUAACUGGGAAAGAUGGUCUGAAGAGCAGCAAGGAGGAGUACCUGGAAUCAACACCACCAACAUUGAGGGACAUUCUUAACAAGUGCCAGGAACGUUGCAUAUUCUUUGACAAUGUCACAAAGGAUGCAACCGUACGUCGCAAGCAGCUAGCAAAGCUGGUAACAGUGGCCCAAGAAGCUGUAAAGGAGAAGAAUGGUCCAUACACUGGACAAGGAGCACAAGAGCCACUCUUUGAGGAAGGUGAAAAGAUGAUGAAUAGGAUCAUCUCAAAUCUGUCAAAGGAAAUGCCAAAGGAUGUCCAAGGUCCAGACAACUCAGGAGGGGGAGAGACCAAGCAUCCCCAGCAUGCUGAAGUCCUGAGAUCAGAGAAUCUAAUAGACAGGGCAAGGCAAUAUGCAGCAAGUGAUGAGCACGAAGAAUAUCAUUUAACAACAACAGCUAAAUCAUUCUUUCAGACAAUAAAGCAUAUCUUCUUGUUCUAGGUUUUCAA